AUGGCAAAUCCAUCAGACAGCAUUCACACCCCCGCAACAGCCGACGGCUGGCAUGGCGUCAUCCCAAGCGCGCAGUUCCCCGCCGAAAAAGGCCGCUAUCACCUCUACAUCGGCCUCUUCUGUCCCUUCGCACACAGAGCAAAUUUUGUGCGUCACUUGAAAGGUCUAACAGAUUUCAUCGAUAUCAGUAUUGUCAAGCCUUAUCCGAAAGGUGACGCGAAUGGUUGGCCGGGAUGGAAAUUCCCAAGCUCUGAUACUGAGUACCCAGGCGCGACGGUGGAUCACCUCUUUGGGGAAGAUUAUUUGCAUAAGGUUUAUUUCCGUGCGGAUCCGGAAUAUAAGGGACGAUACUCUGUCCCUUUGUUAUGGGAUAAGAAGACUGGAACUGCAGUUUGCAAUGAAAGUGCCGAGUUGCUGCGCUGGUUGCCUACGGCUUUUAAUGAGCUUCUGUCGCCCGAGCUUGCAUCAAUUGAUUUAUAUCCGAUCCACCUGCGGGAUAAAAUCGAUGCUAUAACCACCUGGAUGCAGUCCGAUAUUAAUGCUGGCGUAUACAAAGCUGGAUUUGCUCCGUCACAGGAAGUCUAUGAUAAGAAUGUCGUGCCUGUGUUUGGUGCGCUGAAUAAGCUUGAGAAGAUCAUUGCCCAGCACGGUGGACCGUUUGUGUUCGGGAGUGAGCUGACUGAGUUGGAUAUCCGGCUAUAUGCCACUUUAAUUCGCUUUGAUACGGUCUAUGUUCAGCAUUUCAAGUGUAAUUUGGGUACUAUCAGACAUGAUUAUCCGAUUUUGAACAACUGGCUGAAGGGUAUCUAUUGGGAUCUUGAAGCGGCGAGAGCAUCAACCGAUUUCAAACAUAUUAAGGAAAAUUAUACAAAGAGUCAUGGGGAUAUUAAUCCGAAGGCAAUUACUCCCAUGGGUCCAUUUCCCGAUGUUGAGGAAGGCGUUGAGAGGGAUUUGAAAAAGUUGGUAGUUGGAGGAGUGAAGCAUCCUGCGGUUUUAGAAUAUGAAAACUCUCUGCAGUAG
Messenger RNA from Penicillium angulare, 1020 nucleotides. Its product is annotated as putative cell wall organization protein/glutathione transferase (Gto3). The coding region runs from base 1 to 1020 and encodes 339 amino acids. Gene Ontology annotation, cellular component: cytoplasm. Gene Ontology annotation, molecular function: glutathione transferase activity. The transcript is spliced from 3 exons. Lineage: Eukaryota; Fungi; Ascomycota; Eurotiomycetes; Eurotiales; Aspergillaceae. The record is from RefSeq and is a predicted model, not a curated record.